Plasmodium fragile is the source of this 2835-nucleotide messenger RNA. RefSeq lists its product as uncharacterized. Lineage: Eukaryota; Apicomplexa; Aconoidasida; Haemosporida; Plasmodiidae. The transcript has 5 exons. The coding region runs from base 1 to 2835 and encodes 944 amino acids. The record is from RefSeq and is a predicted model, not a curated record.
AUGGAAAAAUUUGUUACCGACGUUCUUGCAUACUGGGCCACAAAGAGGGGACUAUGGAACCAGAAGCACUUCGAUGAAAUUCUGUGGAAGGACAUGGAAACUGUGUUACGGGACUUCGUGCGGCAUAUAGAACGCACCAGGCACAUAUUGGACGCAUUGGCUAAGAGCUGCGAGAACAUGGGAUGGGAUUAUAAGGAAAACGACACCGCCAAGUAUAUGGGACAUACCGUAGGCGACGUACUGAAGUGCCGACUGAUGGUAGGCGCAUUAUAUUUCAUGAUGGAUUGGCACGGGGCAGCAGGAACAGGGGCAGAACGGCGACACCAGAAUGACGACCAUUUUGAAGGAAUUAUGAAGUGCAUAUUGGUGCAUGUUUUCGAGAGACUACUAAGUGAAUCCACGUGUGGAGACUCCAAGGGCAUAAGGUACGCAUGGAAAAUCAUAGAUAAAAUGAAGAUGCCUGGGGGGUUCGACGAAAGAACCUCAGGAGGCACAUGCAAGAGGAACCAGUAUGGGGAUACGAAUAUAGGAAAAGGAGACCUAAAGGGGGCAGUUAAGGAAUGGUUGAGGAACAAUCCCACAGUAGCACAACAACUUGAACAGCUACGGGAACACAACGCUUGUAAAAGAAGGUGGAACAAAAACAUGCGAAUAGGGGACGCAAUGGACGAUGAGGAUCCGAAGAAGGAACAGGUUACGCAAGGGGUACACAUAGAGGGCCACUGGACAGACGUAGUAAAAAAUGUUUUCACCACAAUUGCAAACGCAGGGGACAAAUUCAAGGAGGAACUCAGGGAACACAAGACGAAGGCCAGCGGAAGCGGAGCAACUAUGAAUGUACCGUCUGCCGCAGAUGAUACCGACGACGACGACGAUGAUGAGGACGACGAUGAUGAUGAUGAGGAUGAUGACGAAGAAGACGACGACCAUGAUGAGGAUGCAGAAGAGGACGCGAAUGAGAAGACACCAACGAAGGACAAGAAGAGUGAUCAAGGAUCCACGGGACUUCAGGGCACAGGGGGGGGACGAGCAGGGCCUGCCGGACCAAAGGGAAAUAAAGGUGAUGAAGGACCGGAGAGACCUGCAGGAGCAGGAUCAGAGGAUGCGGACAAGUCAGCAUCACCAUCAGCACCUGCAGCAGGUUCAGGCGGAGAAUCCGGGAAAGUAGGCCAAGGACCGGGUACUGAACACGGUGGCGGCGGAGGUCCAGGAGCACCAGGAGGAGGUGGGGGAGGGGGAGGAAGUGGAAGUUCCUCAUCCUCUGCUUCAGAACCAUCCGGUUCAGGUUCUACUGGUGAACACACCCCAGGUUCUUCAGGACCUGGCUCCACGGGCACUUCGCAACCAGGUACCUCAGGUACUGGCUCCAGUGGGGGUCCACAGGGAGCUGGUUCCCCUCCUUCCGGUGCCCAGACUCCAGAAACUAAAGACCAACCUCUUCCUACCCUCCCUCCGUCGAAACCCUUCGACCCUCGAGGCCUUAUCCCGUACACCCCUGCGAUCAUUCCCGCGGUGGUUGGUAUUGGCGUCAUUGCCUUUUUCCUAUGGAAGUACUUUGCGUACCUCGGCCACAAACGACGACGAAAGUUUCGAACUGUUCGUGACGUGCCGUCACCGCCACUCGACGAAGAAAUAUUGGCGCAUCUACAACGCGGCGACGCUCCGCCACCCGAUUACGGUUACACGAUGGUUAGGGAUAGGCGGCCUACAUCUGCUACCGAUCGACGACGACGACGCCAACCACGCGUGCAUAAGCGCACGAUCAUCGAGCUACAUCUAGAAGUGCUCAACGAAUGUGAAGCGACCGAAUGGGAAAACGUCAAACACGACUAUUUGCAGAUUGUUGUGGAGGAGAUUGCACAGGAUUUGAUGCGGGAUGCAAACGGGCAUAGUAGUUUCACGGAUGCUCCUACCACAAACCAGGCUUUAUCAGGGAACAAUGUUGCAUCCACCGUCGACCCACCCACUGACAUCGACGCAACAAAUCGAUUACCACCGAAUGAACACGACCACGAUCCAUGGAAGUGUAUGGAAACCAUACAGUUAGAACAGGACACUUCUCCACCUAACGAAGAGCACCGAUGGAGUUGUAUGGAAAACAUACCGUUAGAAACGGACCCUUCUGCACCGCAUGAAGACGACCCCGAUCCAUGCAGUUGUGUGGAAAACAUACAGUUAGCAACGGACCCAUGUCAACCUAACGCAGAGGACCGAUGGAAUUGUAUGGAAACCAUACAGUUAGAUACAGAACCCGACCCGCACUCCUCCCCGCGGAAUGAACUGCACGCCCCCGCCUGCACUAAUUGGAUUAACUGGAUUGACCGGCACACGCACCUAUUGCAGGAGUGCACGACGCAGCCGUGGUUUUUGCAAUUAAAAGCGGACUGGAAACAAUACCUGCGUGAUCACAUGGCGACAAACGAAGACAACGAAGACCACGGAGUACACGGGCAGCGUGCACUCGGUGAAGCAGCAAUCCUGCCGAUGAAGAAAUUGGAUGCAUGGAACGGAUGGGUUGCAAAACAACAUCGGCAAAUGCGUAUGUAUAACGCGGAGGAGUGGUUCCAACAUUUGUUGAAUAAUGUAGAGCAGCAGACAGCAUCGCAAAAAGGCGAAGUACCUGGCGUGGAAUAUGCAAUGUUCGCAGAACAUAUGCUACGCGUGAGAAAUGCACAACGGACGCAACUGCAUCCGCAACUGUACAUGAAAAAACCGUUAACCGCUAAAACAUGGAUACUUAUCCUGGCAUUAGUCAUAGAACAGUGCGAGGUCGAAUGUCGUUUGCACGAUAGGGAGUUAUAUGUGGAUGACCUAUUGGAAAAGCUCUGCAAUUAA